UUACGAAAGCACUUCUGACCCUCUGAGAAAGAAGGGAUGGAUAGUAACAUCCACCUAGGUAGUUUGAUAAGUCGCCAUGAUGAUGAAGCGACAAGAACCUCUACCUCAGAAGGACUGGAGGAGGGUGAAGUGGAGGGGGAGACUCUCCUGAUUGUCGAAUCGGAGGACCAGGCAUCAGUGGACUUGUCUCAUGAUCAGAGUGGGGAUUCCCUCAACAGUGAUGAAGGAGAUGUGUCCUGGAUGGAGGAGCAGCUGUCCUACUUCUGUGACAAAUGCCAAAAAUGGAUACCAGCCAGUCAGCUGAGGGAACAGCUCAGUUACCUUAAGGGUGAUAAUUUCUUUAGGUUUACUUGUUCCGAUUGCUCAGAAGAUGGCAAGGAGCAGUAUGAAAGGCUGAAGCUAACAUGGCAGCAAGUUGUCAUGUUGGCAAUGUACAACUUGUCUCUGGAAGGAAGUGGACGUCAAGGUUAUUUCAGGUGGAAAGAGGAUAUCUGUGCUUUUAUUGAGAAACAUUGGACUUUUUUACUAGGGAAUAGGAAAAAAACUUCGACCUGGUGGAGCACAGUAGCAGGUUGCCUCAGCGUGGGAAGUCCUAUGUACUUCCGUUCAGGUGCUCAGGAAUUCGGAGAACCAGGAUGGUGGAAACUUGUUCACAACAAGCCCCCGACAAUGAAACCUGAAGGAGAGAAGUUGUCUGCCUCUGCUUUGAAAGUAAAAGCCUCAAAACCAACUUUAGAUCCCAUCAUUACUGUCGAGGGACUUAGAAAGCGGGCAAGUCGCAAUCCUGUGGAAUCAGCCAUGGAAUUAAAAGAGAAAAGAUGUCGCACUCAGGAAGCGAAAGACAUUAGAAGAGCCCAGAAGGAAGCUGCUGGCUUUCUUGACAGGAGCACUUCUUCGACCCCUGUAAAGUUCAUAAGCCGGGGCCGCAGGCCAGAUGUGAUUCUAGAAAAAGGAGAAGUGAUCGACUUCUCAUCCUUGAGCUCCUCGGACCGCACUCCACUGACUAGCCCGUCUCCAUCUCCCUCUCUGGAUUUCUCUGCCCCCGGGACCCCUGCCUCUCACUCAGCCACGCCCAGCUUGCUUUCAGAAGCAGAUCUGAUUCCAGAUGUGAUGCCACCACAAGCCUUGUUUCACGAUGACGAUGAGUUGGAAGGUGAUGGAGUCAUAGACCCAGGGAUGGAGUAUGUCCCGCCCCCUGCUGGGCCAGCAGCUUCUGGGACAGUGCCUGGGGGCAGGAAGAAGGUCAGAGUACCUGCACAUAUAAAGCAGGAGGAAGAGAGUGAGGAGGAAAAACCUGACAGGAUGGACAUUGACAGUGAAGACACAGAUUCCAACACAUCUUUGCAAACAAGGGCUCGAGAAAAGAGGAAGCCACAGCUGGAGAAGGACAGGAAACCCAAAGGGCCCAAGUACACCCCUGUUAGCAUCUAUGAGGAGAAGCUGCUCCUGAAGAGGCUGGAAGCUUGUCCCAGUGCCGUUGCCAUGACACCAGAAGCUCGGAGACUGAAGCGUAAACUGAUUGUCAGACAAGCAAAAAGGGAUAGGGGAUUACCACUUUUUGACUUGGAUCAAGUUGUUAAUGCUGCUCUUCUGUUAGUUGAUGGGAUUUAUGGAGCCAAAGAAGGAGUUUCUAGGCUUCCAGCUGGCCAAGCCACAUACAGAACCACCUGUCAGGACUUCAGAAUCCUUGACCGGUACCAGACUGCCCUGCCAUCCAGGAAAGGAUUUCGGCACCAAACCACCAAGUUUUUGUACCGUUUGGUAGGAUCAGAAGAUUUGGCUGUGGACCAGAGUAUUAUCAGCCCUUACACUUCUCGGAUCUUGAAACCGUACAUCAGGAGGCGCGAUUAUGAAACAAAACCACCCAAACUGCAGCUCCUGUCACAGAUUCGUUCCCACCUGCACAGAAAUGACCCUCACUGGAUGCCGGAGCCCGAUGCACCUCUCGAUUACUGCUAUGUCCGGCCAAAUCACAUCCCAACGAUCAACUCUAUGUGUCAGGAGUUUUUCUGGCCUGGCAUUGACCUUUCUGAGUGCCUGCAGUAUCCAGACUUCAGUGUUGUCGUCCUGUAUAAAAAAGUUAUCAUUGCUUUUGGCUUCAUGGUUCCUGACGUGAAGUACAACGAAGCUUACAUUUCAUUUCUGUUUGUCCAUCCUGAAUGGAGAAGAGCAGGGAUUGCAACUUUCAUGAUUUAUCAUCUGAUUCAGAGAGAGAAAAGAAUACUCAGCAUGCCAUCCGUUUCCUCGGUGUUGACGAAUGCUUCAGGGGAUGUUUUGAUCAGUGGCAAAGUGUCAUUCGGUUUCCAGCUGUUGCCAGGUGUUGCGAAGUCUCAGCUUCAGUCCCUGACAUCUCUGGUUUCCAAAACCAUCUACCUCCUCUUAGAAGAGUUUCUUCACCUACUCAUUUCCCUCGGGCGUUCUCCUUUUCAUCUUGUAUUUUUCCGCUCUCUUGACAGACCUGCAUGGGCAAGGAUGUCACUCUGCACGUCUCAGCAAGCAACCCAGCAAUGCUGCUGUACCAGAAGUUUGGAUUCAAGACUGAGGAAUAUGUUUUAGAUUUCUAUGAUAAGUAUUACCCCUUGGAGAGCACCGAGUGUAAACAUGCGUUCUUUCUGAGGCUCCGACGCUGAUGGGACUUGAAUAGAGCUCUUCACAGAGAAACACAUAUGCUUCUACAGACAGGUCUUCACAUAGACCUUACUCAUUUCACUGUGAGUCUAAUCUCUGCGGUUAGACAUUCAUCCAAACUCUCAGCGAAGAUGAGGAAAGAGGUGGGCGGUAAAAUCGCUGUGUCCAGUCCUUUCUGGAGAGGCCUUCAACCCACAUCUUGGGACUCCACAGUUAACUAACACUGAGAUGCUGCUGUCCUCCUUCCAUCAGACAGUUUGUAAGAUUAAAAGUAUCUAAACUGAUACUCUUGGUGAGAGAGAAUUCGUCUGUCCUAAUUUAAAGAAUGAGCAAAUGUGAUCGCUGUCAAAGAUUCAUGCCGAGUCCUGGGAUGAUGAGAGAUUAUGAAAUGGUUACAUAAAGGGAUGCCAACCCUUUUCCCAGACUUGAUGUGUUGUCAUUGAACCCAGCAGGACUUUAAGUCACUGAGGUUCUGUUGUCGCUCUCUGACUUUGGUCACAGUCAAAAUAAACUAAAUGUUGUCUCUAUACA
Myotis myotis is the source of this 3159-nucleotide messenger RNA. It is a transcript of the gene KAT14, whose product is annotated as lysine acetyltransferase 14. The record is from RefSeq and is a predicted model, not a curated record. Gene Ontology annotation, molecular function: acyltransferase activity, transferring groups other than amino-acyl groups. The coding region runs from base 37 to 2556 and encodes 839 amino acids. Lineage: Eukaryota; Metazoa; Chordata; Mammalia; Chiroptera; Vespertilionidae. The transcript has 10 exons.